CGCAGUGUUGUACGGAACAUCCGGGGAACAGUGUGGUGGUGUAGUGGGGAAGAUGGCGGCGCUGAUCCUCCCUACUGAUUGGAUCAAAAACUGGGAAAAAUCCGGCAAGAAUGAGUUCCUGCAGCUGUGCCGGGACCUGGUGGGCAAAUCUGAUGACGAAUUGCUCCUUAAAGACCUCCAGAUGGCGCUGUACGAGCUCUGCUGGCACGUGGUCCACGGCGCGCUCAAGGUUGACGUGGCCGCAAGCCUUCUGGCUGAUGUUAUGGAGUUGAGGGAGGACAUGCCUUCGGUUUUAGCUGAUGUCUUCUGCGUAUUAGAUAUCGAGACCGGAUGUUUGGAGGAGAAACACAAGCGAGAUCAUUUCACCCAGCUGGUGGGAGCAUGUUUGUGUUGCGUUUCUGACGCCAUGCUGAAGGAGAGGCUCGACCCCGACACGCUCGAGUCCCUCGGCUUGAUCAAGCAGGCACAGCAGUUCAACCAGAAGAUUGUCAAAAUCAAGACCAAGCUGUUUUACAAACAGCAGAAGUUCAACUUAUUACGUGAGGAGAACGAAGGCUACGCCAAGCUAGUGACAGAGCUGGGCCAAGAUCUCUCAGGAAACAUCACCAGCCAUCUCGUCCUGGAGAGCAUCAAGUCUUUAAUAGGAUGUUUUAACCUGGACCCAAAUCGCGUCUUGGACAUCAUUUUGGAAGUGUACGAGUGCCGUUCGGACCAGGACGAGUUCUUCAUUCCGCUGAUCAAGUCGUACAUGUGUGAGCACCAGACACUGUGCCACAUCCUCGGAUUUAAGUUUAAAUUCCAUCAGGAGCCGAACGGAGAAACGCCUUCAUCUUUGUACCACGUGGCUGCUGCACUUCUCCAACACAAUCUCAUCGCCCUGGAGGAUCUCUACGUCCAUCUGCUGCCGCAGGACUCCGCCAUCGUGGAAGAGCACAAAAGGGAGAUCCUGGAGGCCAAGCAGAUCGCCCGCAAGCUCACCAUGGUGGUGGUGCCCUCGGGGGAGAAGAGCGACGAUAAAGAAAAGGAGAAGGACAAAGAAGAUGAAAAGAACGAUAAGACUUCCAAUAACCAGAAACUGGGCCUGCUCGAGGCGCUGCUGCAGAUCGGUGACUGGCAACACGCACAGAGCAUCAUGGAGCAGAUGCCACCCUUUUACGCCACCUCGCAUAAAUCCAUUGCUGUAGCGCUGUGCCAACUGCUGCAUCUCAUCAUCGAGCCACUGUACCGCAGGGCCGGGGUUCCUAAAGGCGCCAAAGGAUGCAUGAAGAAGCUGCUGCGGAACAAACAAGCUCCUCCCCUUGUCGAGACGUUCGAAGCUCUGUCUAAGGACGUGUUCAUCAUGCUGGGUUACCUGGGCCCACACCUCUCCCACGACCCCAUCCUUUUCGCCAAGAUCGUGCGUCUGGGCAAGAGCUUCAUGAAAGAGUACCAAAGUGAAAGCAAGCAAGACGCCAAGGAGAAAAUGGACACGCUGCUCAGCUGUUUCCUCAGCAUCGCAGACCAGGUGCUGCUGCCCUCGCUCACACUCAUGGACUGCAAUGCCUGCAUGUCAGAGGAGCUCUGGGGCUUCUUCAAGCUCUUCCCUUACCAGCACAGGUAUCGGCUUUACGGUCAGUGGAAAAACGAGACGUACAGCAGCCACCCGCUGUUGGUGAAGGUGAAGGCCCAGGCAGUGGACAGAGCCAAGUACAUCAUGAAACGACUGACCAAGGAGAACGUAAAGCCAUCGGGAAGGCAGAUUGGCAAGCUGAGCCACAGUAACCCCACCAUUCUCUUCGAUUACAUUCUCUCGCAGAUCCAGUGGUAUGACAACCUCAUCACCCCUGUGGUGGACUCUCUGAAAUACCUCACCUCUCUCAACUACGAUGUACUGGCAUGUAUCCUUUUCUUCACUCACCCUGCCAGGAAGUACAGCCCACCACCCACCUCAGUGCCAAAUAAUAAUCCUGCUCAGCCCCCACACACACACACACACACACAAAGACCCACCUUCAUCUCAGAACAUCUAAAAGAGUCUUCGCACCACAGUUUAACGGGUGGUGCAUCUGAUGUUACUGGAUUGCUUUUAUUGCAUUUUUACUGUUUCCUGACCUUUUUGAACUUUAUAGGUCUCGCAAGCCUUUGCGGAGCAGUUUUCCGGAAGUACCCUAUCGAGUUGGCAGGUUUGCUGCAGUAUGUGACCAAUCAGCUGAAGGCAGGGAAGAGCUUUGACCUGUUGAUCCUGAAGGAGGUGGUGCAGAAGAUGGCCGGAAUCGAGAUCACAGACGAAAUGACAGCGGAGCAACUGGAGGCCAUGACCGGAGGAGAGCAGCUUAAAGCGGAGGGUGGCUAUUUUGGCCAGAUCAGGAACACUAAGAAGUCGUCUCAGCGCCUGAAGGACGUCCUGCUGGAUCACGAGUUGGCGCUUCCUCUUUGCUUGCUGAUGGCACAGCAGAGAAACGGCGUGGUUUUCUCCGAGGGAGGGGAGAAACACCUCAAACUAGUGGGCAAGCUGUACGAUCAGUGUCACGACACGCUGGUGCAGUUUGGCGGCUUUUUAGCGUCCAACCUGAGCACAGAGGAUUACAUCAAGAGAGUUCCUUCUAUAGACGUGCUUUGUAACCAGUUCCACACCCCUCACGAUGCUGCUUUCUUCUUGUCCCGCCCAAUGUACGCCCAUCAGAUCAUGGCCAAGUACGACGAGCUGAAGAAGACCGAGAAGGGAAACCGGCAGCAGCAGAAGGUCCACAAGUACAUCGCGGCGUGCGAGCAGGUGAUGGCGCCCGUGCACGAAGCCGUCAUGUCGCUCCACCCGCCUCGAGUUUGGGACGACCUGCGCCCGCAGUUCUACGCCACCUUCUGGUCGCUCACCAUGUACGACCUGUCCGUUCCCCAUAGCGCCUACGACCGUGAGGUCAACAAGCUCAAGAUGCAGAUCAAGGCCAUCGAAGAGAACUCCGAAAUGCCUCUGAACAAAAAGAAGAAGGAGAAGGAGCGGUGCACUGCGCUGCAAGACAAGCUGGUGGAGGAGGAGAAGAAGCAGGUGGAGCAUGUGCAGAGGGUCCUGCAACGCCUUAAGUUGGAGAAGGACAACUGGUUACUCACCAAAUCGACCAAGAACGAGACCAUCACUAAGUUUCUUCAACUCUGUCUGUUUCCCCGCUGCGUCUUUUCUGCCAUCGACGCCGUCUACUGCGCUCGUUUUGUUGAGCUCGUGCACCAGCAGAAAACCCAGAACUUCUGCACGCUGCUUUGUUACGAUCGCGUGUUCUCAGAUAUCAUCUACACGGUGGCCAGCUGUACGGAGAACGAGUCUCGGCGUUACGGCCGUUUCCUGUGCUGCAUGCUGGAGACGGUGACGCGAUGGCACAGCGAUAAAGCCAUCUACGAGAAGGAAUGCGGCAAUUACCCGGGUUUCCUGACCAUUUUCCGAGCCAGUGGCUUUGACGGAGGAAAUAAGGCGGACCAGCUCGACUAUGAGAACUUUAGACACGUUGUUCACAAAUGGCAUUACAAGCUGACUAAAGCUUCGGUGCACUGUCUGGAGACGGGCGAAUACACCCAUAUUCGCAACAUCCUCAUUGUUCUGACCAAGAUCUUGCUCUUCUACCCGAAAGUGCUGAACCUGGGCCAGGCGCUGGAGUGCCGAGUGCACAAGAUCUGCCAGGAGGAGAAGGAGAAGAGGCCUGACCUCUAUGCUUUAGCCAUGGGCUACUCUGGCCAGUUGAAAAGCAGGAAAGCUCACAUGGUGCCCGAGAACGAGUUUCACUACAAGGAGCCGGCGAACACCGCCAACCCUGGCGCCCUGCAGAACGGCCCGGGCAGCUCCGGCAAGCCUGGCGCUGCCACCCCUGCCUCUGCCAACGCUGGAAAAAACGAGGAGGGAGCUGCCGAGGACACGGACAAACCUAAGGACAAAUCUCAGGUGGCUCCAAAAACGGCCUGCAAAGUCCCAACCACGACGAAUAAAGCCAGCAGCAGCAACGGCAGCAGCACACCUAACAGCAUCAAAGGGAGCAAAGAGAAGGAGGACAAAGAAAAGAGCGUGAAGGAGAAAAAGGAAAAGAAGGAGAAGUCCGCUGCCAGCACUCCAGAGGCCAAGGCGGGAGGGAAGGAGAAGCAGAAGGAGGAGAAAGCGGGUGACACCAAGGACAAGGUGCCCAAGGCUGAGAAGGACAAGAGGAAGGAUGAUAAGAAGGACGAGAAGAGCAAAGGUGACGCCAAGGCUGCAGACAAAGAGUCAUCAAAGGAACGAGAUGUGGCCAAGGAGGGCAAACUUAAGGAAAGCAGCAAGGGCGAGAAAAAUGCUGGGUCCCUCAAGUCCCCUGUUCCCAGAUCAGAAGGAAUCGAGUCUGAACGGGAACAAAAAAGACGAAAGCUCGACACACAUUCUUCGCCCUCACACUCCUCUGCAGUUAAGGACAAUCUCAAUGACUUCAAGGACUCAGCCACCAAGCAGCAUCACGCCAACAACAGCAGCGUCCAGACCAAGAGCGAAGCCGAGAAGAAAGAGUCAGACAAGUCCAGGGACCGCUCCAAAGAGAGGGACAAGAAGGAGGAGAGGAAGGACCGCAAACGAGACUACUCGAACAGCGACCGCGAGCUGAGCCAGGAAGCCAAACGCCGCAAAGACGAGAACGGAACGAGCUCCUCGAAGCACAGUAAGAGCGCCAGUCCACCCGAUUCGCCCCGCUCCAAUGACAAGGACAACAGCAAGCGCUCCAAAUCCACCAGCAAAGACAAGAGCGACUUAACCAAAACCGACAAGCCCUCUGGAGGCAAGAAGGAAUCCAGGCACGACAAAGAGAAAUCGGAAAAAAAGCGAGACAGCACCGGUGCAAAAGAAGACAAAAAACACCAUAAAUCAUCAGAAAAGCACAGAUAAUGUAACCUGACAUGGACAAGAAUUCCCUGUUGUGCACAUCGAGUCAGAGCCCCAUCCACCUUUCAGCCAUGUCAGCAUCUUUAUUCUCAUUUUCCCCGUCACUGUCCGAGGAUUUUUUCGCACCCCUGUAUUUCGGCUUGCCUAGAUCAUCUGAAAUAGAAAUGUUGUAGUGUGUAUUUUAACCUGCCGUUUUUUAUUGUAACAUUUUCAGUAUAAGGCUGAAAGUUCAUUUCUGUAUAAAACGAAAUAAAUAAAUACGAAGUAAAAAAAGAAAAUUAGCACAAUGUGCUGCUGUAUUUCAAAUGGAACUGAAGUCAGAAUUAUGUUGUUCCUGAAUUGGAUUGCAUUUUUAUAACCAGUAGACCCUUCUUUUUUUUUUCCCUUCCCCCUCUCUUUUGAGCAAACCAAAUUUCAGUUUGAUUUCCAAUUUUUUAUUUUUUUUUGCCUUUUAAUCCGUAUAUGAUAUUUAGGCAUAGGUGUUUAAAGCAGUAUGAACAGUCUGUUUGUAUAUUCUGUAUACAGUGAUUCAAAUGAAUACUUGUAAUACAUUUCCACAGCUUUUAUUUGAAAAGCCAGUCCCUGAAACUCCUCGUUGUUUGCUCACAAUAAUAAUUUUUUUUUUUUUUAAAGAAAAAGAAUUUCUAUAGAAAGGAUGGCAAGCUCGAUUUCUUGAAUAAAUGGACUGUCCAAAAAAAAAGUGUUAAACUCUUUGAGAACUACUUUUGAAGUUUUUAAAAUGCUCCCACGUUGACCAGUGUAUGCCUUUUUCUAAAUAAAGAGUUUUCUUUUUGUUUUU
This is a messenger RNA of Silurus meridionalis, 5660 nucleotides long. It is a transcript of the gene thoc2, whose product is annotated as THO complex 2. Gene Ontology annotation, molecular function: mRNA binding. The transcript has 39 exons. Gene Ontology annotation, biological process: mRNA export from nucleus; mRNA processing. The record is from RefSeq and is a predicted model, not a curated record. The coding region runs from base 53 to 4864 and encodes 1603 amino acids. Gene Ontology annotation, cellular component: THO complex part of transcription export complex. Lineage: Eukaryota; Metazoa; Chordata; Actinopteri; Siluriformes; Siluridae.